GAAGACUUCAGGCUCCGCCCAUGGGGGAAAUGCCGUGUUUUAGGGAGAUUCAAUACACUAGACGAACGGAUUUAAACUGGUCCGGCCCAUCACAGGAUUCAUCGCUGUUACACGGAGGCUUUGGGGAGAAAAGGAAAGACAGGUUACGAUAUUCAGUAUCUGUGUUAAAGCAGAACGUCUGUGACCAAACGCAUGUUAGGAAAGGGGGCAAGAUGUUGAAUACAAUUAGUUACACGCUAACAAUUGUUGGAGCGUAGGCUACUCCUGGUUAAACCGUUAACUGCGGGUUUUUCGAACCGAUCAACCCAAACCAUUGGAAGUUGUAGCCCUACUCUUGUGGGCGACAUUUGUAAAUACGAGCCAAAUGAUGUCCGGAAAGCAUUUCAAGGCUCAAGAAGUCAGUUGCUGCAUCAAAUAUUUCAUAUUUGGAUUUAAUAUAAUAUUUUGGUUACUUGGAGUGACGUUUCUUGCUGUAGGACUCUGGGCAUGGAGUGAGAAGGGUGUGCUUUCCAACAUCUCGUCCAUCACAGAUCUUGGGGGCUUUGACCCUGUAUGGCUCUUCCUGGUGGUGGGAGGAGUUAUGUUCAUUCUUGGCUUUGCUGGCUGCAUCGGAGCACUUAGGGAGAACUCUUUCCUGCUGAAAUUUUUCUCUGUGUUCCUGGGGAUCAUCUUCUUUCUUGAGCUGACAGCUGGAGUUUUAGCCUUUGUCUUCAAGGACUGGAUCAAGGACCAGCUCAAUUUCUUCAUUAAUAACAACAUCCGGGCAUACCGGGAUGACAUUGACUUGCAGAACCUUAUAGAUUUUACCCAAGAAUAUUGGGAGUGUUGUGGGGCCUUCGGGGCUGAUGAUUGGAACCUGAACAUCUACUUCAACUGCACUGAUUCCAACCCAAGUCGUGAGAAGUGUGGAGUGCCCUUUUCAUGCUGCACCAAAGACCCUGCAGAGGAUGUCAUUAAUACGCAGUGUGGCUAUGACAUUCGAGCUAAAACGCCUCCCCUGGAGUCCACCCUGCUGGUUGACAAAGGUGUGCCAUUACAACCUGGUUUGAUUCCAGUUUGUUACAGCCAGCCAUGACCGAGAGUCUGAAUUGAUGUUACUCCCAAUUGGCUUUGCUCUGUCUAGGUAAGAGGAAUGGGUUGCCAGCAGGUCAUUUCUGCAAGCUAAAAAAAGGUUGACAAUAUAAUUUUUUUUAUCCUGGUAUUGUUAUAAGAAGCAGUGGAGUUCACGGAACAUAUUUCAUUGGAUGCAUUUCCUGAUCUUUGCCUCUGGCAAGCCAGAUUUUCUUUAUUUUUUUAAUAAAAAGUAGAUCGCAUAACUAACACUUUUGAUACAAAACAGCUCCAGAAUCCAACAUCAUAUAACUGUGUUCCGGGAUUGCGAUGGACUGUUUUAUCAAAAGGCAGCACUCAAAGUGAAACUAGUCGAAUUAUGGAAAACUGUUUCACAUUAGCUAUUGGCAGGUUGGUUGGGCUGGAUGAGGUCAUUCUAACUCCACCCUAGUCACAGUCAUAGCGCUGGUCUCACAUUCUCCCAUAUCCACUCCCCCAGACUGCAACAGUUGGGCCCUUAUGCUAUGCGUUUCCUGUUGUAGAGAAAUUAGAGUUUGGGUCAGUAUUUUGGGUUGGAAAUGCUCCAUGACAAUCAGAGUAAGUCAAACCAAGAAAACACAAUUGUGAAAUGUUUUGAUAAGAUUUUGUUUAAGGCAAACCGGGGUAUUUCAACUGAAGGACUUAUGGAGAACUGCUGGAUGUCUAUGAAAUGGCCAAUAAAUUACAUACAUGAAAUGCAAGUGUUAGGAUUAAGUUUAUUCAAAGUAGGCAAUUAAAAAGCUAGUCUGUCCCUUUGAAUAAUUUAAAAUGGCAGAUGUAUUGAAUGGUGAUGUCAAUGCUGAGCCAGGCAUUCUCUUGGAUAUAUCCUUUAAGCAUCUCUACGGGUCGUUUUUGAGUUUUCUCAGCAAAUGGUUAUGAUUGGGAGAGGAGAAGUUGUUCCUAGAUCUGUACUUAGCAGAAACAUCAUCUGGAGUGGCUGGGACAACACUUGAGGUAGCAAUUGAUGUGUCAAAAACUUGCUGAAAUGUAACAUUUAAGUAACAUGCUUAACCUCAUGUACAAUCUACAUGAUAAUAUAACAAUUUUAUGCAUUAAACAGAAACUGUUAACCAAAGUGACUUCAAGUACAGGUACUGUACUUGUAUAUUUCAUUAACCCCAGAAGCAAUCGAUCCCACCACUGUUUGUGGUAGCAGUAGCACAGUGCUUUUAUCAACUGAGCUAACAUUAAUCAGUGUAUAUACCAAUUAAAUGAUGCACUGUAAACAGCGAAGGUCAUUGUGUAAUGUGUUUUAUAUAAUGUUAGGACUCUGAGCAGAGAACGUCUAUCUACAUUAAAGGCUGUGUGCCUCAGUUUGAGAAGUGGCUUCAAGACAACCUGACAGUGGUGGCAGGGAUCUUCA
Messenger RNA from Esox lucius (northern pike), 2452 nucleotides. RefSeq names its product tetraspanin-5. Gene Ontology annotation, cellular component: membrane. The transcript has 7 exons. Gene Ontology annotation, biological process: regulation of vascular endothelial growth factor signaling pathway; protein localization to plasma membrane; protein maturation. Lineage: Eukaryota; Metazoa; Chordata; Actinopteri; Esociformes; Esocidae. The coding region runs from base 365 to 1075 and encodes 236 amino acids. The record is from RefSeq and is a predicted model, not a curated record.